Eleginops maclovinus (Patagonian blennie) is the source of this 5955-nucleotide messenger RNA. RefSeq names its product period circadian clock 1b (gene per1b). Gene Ontology annotation, cellular component: cytoplasm; nucleus. NCBI's taxonomy places the organism in Eukaryota, Metazoa, Chordata, Actinopteri, Perciformes, Eleginopidae. Gene Ontology annotation, molecular function: transcription corepressor binding; transcription cis-regulatory region binding. The coding region runs from base 615 to 4862 and encodes 1415 amino acids. Gene Ontology annotation, biological process: circadian regulation of gene expression; entrainment of circadian clock by photoperiod; negative regulation of transcription by RNA polymerase II. The record is from RefSeq and is a predicted model, not a curated record. The transcript has 20 exons.
CAUCCAUUGGCACGUGUGUCCCUGCGUGUAAACUACUGUAGGGGGGUCGAGCAAUAUUUUGAGAGCAUAUGCAGACAGCUGAGCAAAGGCAGUAGUUGCUACAAGGAUUUAUGCUGUUCCUUAUUGACUUGCAAACACCUUACCGUGGAAUAUCAAAGCUGUUGUCGUUUUGAAACAUAUCUAAGGUGACCUUCAUCUGAAGCAUCACAUCUCUGAAGAGGCAAGAAGACGAGAUACAGAGUGUUCUCUGCUCUCACCAAGAGCUGUUUUUCUCACUCUCCCUCACAAUCUCUCAUCCCAUCUGUUGGAGCCCUUGUGCCAAGGCUGCUCCGUAAACAGAAAUUCAUCUCUUGUCGGCAUCACUUGAGUGACCUUUCCAGAUAAUUGCACAGUUUUUGGAAGCCUUCGCUUUUGGUCAUUUGCAAAAUGUUUACAACCAUUUGAAUUUUUCUCUGGUUUUUGCACCAGAAACAAUGAAUUUCUCUGUAAACGACAAGCCAAUAACCAUGAUUCACCUGUCUAUACAUAGUAGACCCACUUAAAUCAGAGUUAUUGCUGUUUUCACCUUGGCUGACACCUUUAAAAAAGCUGCUCCAGCCUCAUCCUACUCUAGUAUGAGUUAUGACAACUCUAAUUCAUUGCCCAGCAGCAGCACUCGAGGGCGAGUGGCAAGGGCCGACGAGAAAGAAAAUGAACAGGAAGCAGAAUCAGAGGAGUUAAACUCUCUGAAAACGAGCAGUGUUCAGCCCAGCGCUAAUGGCCCCGCUCAGGAGCAGGGGAGUGGAAAUGGAGGCGACUCCACUGGCGGCUCAUCUCCCAGUGUGGGGUCGGCGUCCGGAGGCUCGCCCCGAGACCGCAGGGGGCCCAACUCAGAUGAUAUGGACGGACUCUCCAGCGGAAACGACUCCGGGGAGAGGGAGAGCGAAGGCGGGAUGGAAAGAGACGGCGGGUCACGUGGGCGCCAGUCCGUACGCAGCUCCCACAGCUCGUCAAACGGAAAGGACUCUGGCAUGAUGCUGGAAAACACGGAGAGCAACAAGAGCUCCAACUCCCAGAGUCUCUCUCCCCCCAGCAGCUCCCUGGCCUACAGCCUGCUGUCCACCAGCUCCGAGCAUGACCCCCCCUCCACCUCGGGCUGCAGCAGUAACCAGUCGGCGAGGGUGCAGACCCAGAAGGAUCUGAUGAAGGCCAUCAAGGAGCUGAAGCUCCGCCUCCCAACGGAGCGCAAGGCCAAGGGCCACACCAGCACCCUAAAUGCACUCAAAUACGCUCUUCAGUGUGUCAAACAAGUCCGAGCCAACAAGGAGUACUAUCACCAGUGGAGCGUAGAGGAGUGCCAGGGCUGCAGUCUGGACCUGUCUGCCUUCACUAUCGACGAGCUUGACAACAUCACGUCAGAAUACACACUCAAAAACACAGACACUUUCACCAUGGGCGUGUCCUUCCUGUCGGGGAAGGUCGUGUACGUAUCACCUCAGGCCUCAUCCCUGUUGCGCACCAAGCCAGAGCGUCUCCAGGGGACUAUGUUCUCUGAGCUUUUGGCCCCGCAGGAUGUCAGCACUUUCUACAGCGGUACAGCACCCUGCCGCCUGCCAAACUGGGCCUCCUGCAUCGGGUCAGCUUCUGCUCCAGUGGACUGCACUCAGGAGAAGUCCAUGUUCUGCCGGAUAAGUGCCGACCGGGCGCAGGGCUGCGAGAUGCGCUACUACCCGUUCCGCCUCACGCCCUACCAGCUCACCAUCAGAGACUCGGACGACGCUGAGCCACAGCCCUGCUGCCUGCUCAUCGCUGAGAGGGUCCACUCCGGAUACGAGGCUCCUCGUAUCCCUCCAGACAAGAGGAUCUUCACUACAAGUCACACCCCGAGCUGCAUCUUCCAGGAAAUUGACGAGAGGGCAGUGCCACUGUUGGGAUACCUGCCUCAGGACUUAGUCGGAACCCCCGUCCUGCUCUACAUUCACCCGGAAGAUAGGCACAUAAUGGUGGCUAUACAUGAGAAGAUCUUUCAGUUUGCAGGGCAGCCGUUUGACUAUUCGCCCCUGAGGAUGUGUACCCGAAACGGGGAAUAUUUGACCAUCGACACCAGCUGGUCGUCCUUUGUCAACCCCUGGAGCCGGAAGGUGGCUUUCAUCGUAGGACGCCACAAAGUCCGAACGAGCCCUCUGAAUGAAGACAUGUUCACGGCGCCACAGGGCUGCGAGACUUGGACCACCACGGCCGACGUGGUGCAGCUGAGCGAGCAGAUCCACCGACUCCUGGUGCAGCCGGUGCACAGCGGCAGCUCUCAGGGCUACAGCUCGCUGGGCUCCAGCGGCUCCCGAGGGUCCCGGCGGUCUCACCAGCAGCACCUCAGCGCCGCCUCGUCCAGCGACAGCAACGGCCCCGCCACGGACAAAGCGGUCGCUCUGCGCAAACCUAUGACUUUCCAGCAGAUCUGUAAAGACGUCCACAUGGUCAAGACUAACGGACAGCAGGUUUUCAUCGAGUCUCGUAACAGGCCAACGCCCAGGAAAACCUGCAGCACAGGCACAACAAGCGUCAGAGCAAUCAGCAGUGACCCAAUCAGAGGCUUGAUAGCCGACAUGACGAUACCACCCAAAGCUUUGCUCCCUGCUCCACUCGUGCCAAAGGAGCCUCCUACCGGCUACUCCUACCAGCAGAUCAACUGUCUGGACAGCAUCAUAAGGUACUUGGACAGCUGUAACAUUCCUCACACGGUCAAAAGGAAGUGUGGCUCUUCCUCCUACACGUCUGACGAGGACAAGCAGCAAGAUGGCGGCAACAACACAGGUGGUUCAGUUAACCUUGUAAGUGAACCACCUCCUCUGCCUCCCCUGACCAUGGCCACAAAGGCAGAGAGUGUAGCCUCAGUCACGUCGCAGUGUAGCUUCAGCAGCACCAUCGUGCAUGUGGGAGACAAGAAGCCUCCUGAGUCAGACAUCAUCAUGGAGGAGGCUCCCACUACUCCCAAUCCUGCUCCUUCUACGUCCGCACCGACUGCUCUGUCGAGCGGUCUGACGCCUCCCGCUAACACAGCCGUCGCCUUUCCUCCUCUCCCUCCACCUCAAGCCUCUCAGCUAGAGAGGGACAGCCGGAGGAGCAGCAGUGUAGGAGGGGGCCGUAUGGGCCUCACAAAGGAGGUGCUAUCUGCCCACACCCAGCAGGAGGAGCAGGCGUUCCUUGACCGCUUCAAGGACCUCAGCAAGCUGCGCGUCUUCGAUCAGACGGCGGCAUCCACUCUGCACUGUCAGAACCCGGCUGCCAAUCCUCUGUCGCGAGGAGUGCGUUGUUCUCGGGAUUACCCCGCCGCGGGCAGCAGCACCAGCCACCGGCGAGGUCGAGGCGGGAAGAGACUGAAACACCAGGAGUCGGCCGAGCAGCACAGCUCUCUGCACCUGAGCGGGAGCCGGCAUGACCCCCGAACCAGCACAGCCCCCAUGCCUGUCAACAUGCCCAUCGGACCCCCGACAAACUCCUCCUCCUGGCCUUCUGUAGGCUCCCAGGCCAGCAUUCCCGCCGCACCAUUCGCUCCGGGAAUGCUUCCCAUCUACCCCGUUUACCCACCGAUGGCACAGCCCAUACCCGUCCCAGAUCCAUCCCGUUUCCCCCCUGCCCAGAUGGUUCCUCCCAUGAUGGCCCUCGUUCUGCCCAACUACAUGUUCCCCCAGAUGGCAGCCCCCAUUGCUCAGCCGGCCCCCACCACCGGACACUUCUACAACCCUAACUUCACAUACCCCACCCCAGUCGUCCCAGUUAUCUCUAACCCAGUGCCGAUCCCAGCCACCUGCGCCCCGUCCCGCAGCAGCACCCCCCAGUCCUACAGCCAGCCCCCUGCCGACCGAGAGGGCGCAGAGUCCCCCCUCUUCCAGUCCAGAUGUUCCUCACCGCUCAACCUGUUGCAGCUGGAGGAAACACCGAGCAACCGGCUGGAGGUCGCCACGGCGCUGGCAGCAUCACAGCAAGCCCCCCCCUCUGUUCAGGGGGGAGCGGCUGGGGGACAGAGCUCAGCCAAUCAGAGGAGCUCUGAUGAAAUCUCCAAGGAGAAUGAGAACGGCGAGGCUAAUGAGUCCAACAACGAUGCCAUGUCCACCUCCAGCGACCUCCUGGAUAUGCUGUUGCAGGAAGACGCCCGCUCGGGCACCGGCUCAGCCGCCUCUGGUUCAGGGUCCUCAGGCACGAGGUCCUCCGGCUCAGGCUCUGGAUCCGGCUCCAACGGUUGCAGCUCUUUUGGCACCAGUGGCAUGAGCAGCAGCCAGGGCAGCCACACCAGCAAGUACUUCGGCAGCAUCGACUCAUCAGAGAACGAUCAUUCCCGCAAACAGCCAGCAGGGGGCAGCAGCAGCGCAGGCGGAGAUGGUGCAGAGGAGCAGUUUAUCAAGUGUGUCCUGCAGGACCCCAUCUGGCUGCUGAUGGCCAACACCGACGACAAGGUCAUGAUGACCUACGAGCUGCCUGUCAGAGACAUGGAGACUGUGCUGCGAGAAGACCGCGAGGCGUUGAGGAACAUGCAGAAACAGCAGCCACGCUUCAGUGAGGACCAGAAGAGGGAGCUGAGCCAGGUUCACCCCUGGAUCCGCACAGGACGCCUGCCCCGAGCCAUCAACAUCUCUGGCUGUACAGGCUGCAAGUCCCCCCCCUUCGAGCCUCCCACGGCUCCAUUCGAUGUUGUGAUACACGAGAUGGAGAUGUGCAGCGCGCUAAAAGCACGAGAAAAUAUUGCUGGAAAGGGCAAUACAAUUCCAUCAGAGACAGCCAUGGAGGAAGCUCACCAAGACGACGAAGAGGAAGCAACCAAAACGCAAGACAGCAACCAAGAAAUGACAACCGAGGCCUCAGAAGCUGUGAAGGAAAGUCUCACAUGACUCACUAAGGAGGAGGCCAAAGACGAAUAACGCUAUGGAGACAUUUCCGCGCUGAUGAGCAGAACACGUGCACCUUCCCAGACUUCUUGUGCCCAAAAAUAAAUCACUGCACAGAGUUAAGUCGCUGAAGCGGGAGGAAAAAAAGGUGCAUAUUGAUCGAGACAACUUCCGUUAUUGCUGGACAGCACAACACAACACUGCAUAUUGAAAUGCCUUGGAGGCAGGACACACGCACUUUCCUCGUUCUUGGCAUGUUUAUUGAAGCUGUAAGAUAGACGGGAAGAUGAAUGUGCAUCAGAACGACGCCUUUAUGUAAAAACGGACGUGCAAUGUCCUCGAAGUUUCGCUCACGAGGGAAAGAAGGGAGGUUUCAGAGACUUUUCUGAAUGUUUUACAGGUCAUGGAAUCCUAAUCCAAUCCUGUUUCUCUCAAAGACUUAAUUUUGUCAAUUUUUGUAUGUAUAAAAUGUGCCCUGAUAGAAGAGAAACCCUCGUUCGCUCUAUUGAAAGAUAUAGAGCGACAGCCAGUUUAUUUUGUAAACUGUGUAUAUUUUUAUACUUUCUGCCACUGCGAAUUGUGAUAGGAUAAAUGUCUUAAAGAGUGUGUACUGUCCCGUAUCAGUUCAGUCUUUACACAGACAUGGUGUUUGUUCUGUUGCUUCACUUGAGGGAUGUACAGUGAAUGUGUGGGACCGUGUGGCAAUCGCCAGGAGACUGACCAGGACUAUAAGGUCUCUCCUCGGCCGGGCAUUAGUAGGAGCAUUGGGGAGGAAUCCCCACAGUGAGAAACGGACAAUAUCUCUCUGAGAAGUGAUGACAGUAUUCGCUGAAAACGGAGCUCUGAAUCCUGGAAAGGGAGGGUUCCUGUGUAGCAAGCGCUUGCACACGGUUGCAAGAAAGAGGUCGGCGACGUUUCUCUCUGAGAGAUUGGAAUGUUAAGUAUAUUUCCUCCUGUCUGUCCCUAUCGCUCUACCUGUGACACUGUUCUGGUCAUGUGAUAUCCUUUUGCUUCAGUCAGUGGUGUCCGCAACAGUUUCUAAAUAUUUUUGUGAAAUUCUUUGUACAAAAAAGACAAUAAAAACGACUGGAAAAUC